Messenger RNA from Lycium ferocissimum, 2735 nucleotides. Its product is annotated as heat shock protein 90-5, chloroplastic. Lineage: Eukaryota; Viridiplantae; Streptophyta; Magnoliopsida; Solanales; Solanaceae. Gene Ontology annotation, molecular function: ATP binding; ATP-dependent protein folding chaperone; ATP hydrolysis activity. The record is from RefSeq and is a predicted model, not a curated record. Bases 150 to 2543 code for a protein of 797 amino acids. The transcript is spliced from 19 exons. Gene Ontology annotation, biological process: protein stabilization; cellular response to heat; protein folding. Gene Ontology annotation, cellular component: plasma membrane; cytosol; protein-containing complex.
CUUUCCCUUAAACCCCUUACCUCACACUUCAAGGGUUUUUACACAAACCCUCACAGUUCUUUCCCAAACAACCCUUUAUCCACACACACACACACAAAACACACAGUGCAAAAAAAAAACAUCAAAAUCCAUUCUUGAAAGUUUAGAUAAUGGCACCUGUAGUAAGUAGGAGUUUGAGUUCUGGUCCUAUGGCUUCAUUGCCUUAUACUUCUUCAUUUGUAUUAGGUAGUGGUAAUACAAAUAGGGUGUGUGUUAAAAGUAGUUUCUUGGUUAGGAAUAAUAUAAAGAAUGGAUUUUUAAAAUCAGGGGGGUUGAAGUGUAAACAAGAUAAAAGAGAUGGCAGAGUUGUUGUUGUUAGAUGUGAUGCUUCUGCUGUUGCUGAAAAAGAAGAGUCUUCUGAGGAGACUUAUGAGUACCAGGCUGAGGUCAGUCGCCUAAUGGACUUGAUUGUUCACAGUCUUUACAGUCACAAGGAAGUUUUCUUGCGAGAGCUUGUGAGUAAUGCUAGUGAUGCUCUUGAUAAGUUGAGAUUUCUGAGUUUGACGGAGCCUUCUUUACUUGGAGAUUCUGGUGAGCUGGAGAUUCGCGUCAAACCCGAUCCAGACAAUGGGACUAUUACCGUAACAGAUACUGGUAUUGGAAUGACCAAAGAGGAGCUCAUAGACUGUCUUGGGACUAUUGCCCAAAGUGGUACCUCGAAGUUCUUACAGGCGCUUAAGGAAAACAAAGACGUUGGAGCUGACAAUGGAUUGAUUGGUCAAUUUGGUGUUGGUUUCUAUUCUGCAUUUCUGGUUGCUCAAAAGGUUGUAGUUUCCACGAAGAGCCCAAAGUCGGAUAAGCAGUAUGUUUGGGAGGCGGAGGCUGACAAUAGCUCAUUUGUCAUCAGAGAGGAAACUAAUCCUGAAAAUCUUCUACCUCGAGGAACACAAAUUACACUUUAUCUGAGGGAUGAUGACAAAUACGAGUAUGCGGAGCCCAAGAAGAUCCAGGAUUUGGUGAAGAAUUAUUCACAGUUUGUUUCUUUUCCAAUUUACACAUGGCAGGAGAAAUCAAGAACAAUUGAGGUAGAGGAAGAGGAAGAACCAAAGGAAGGAGAAGAAAAACCAGAGGAAGAAAAGCCAAAGACAAAGAAGACCAAAACUGAGAAAUACUGGGAUUGGGAGUUGACAAAUGAGACAAAACCUAUAUGGAUGCGGAGUCCAAAAGAAGUUGAGAAAGAACAGUACCAGGAAUUUUACAAGAAAACUUUUAAUGAGUUCUUGGAUCCACUUGCCCACACUCACUUCACUACAGAGGGUGAGGUGGAGUUUAGAAGUGUCCUGUAUAUACCUGGAAUGGCUCCUCUUAACAAUGAAGAAGUCGUAAAUCCCAAGACAAAGAACAUACGCUUGUAUGUGAAGCGUGUCUUUAUUUCUGAUGAUUUUGAUGGAGAGUUGUUUCCAAGGUACCUGAGCUUUGUUAAAGGAGUGGUGGAUUCAAAUGACCUUCCUCUUAACGUUUCUCGAGAAAUUCUGCAGGAGAGCCGAAUUGUUCGGAUAAUGAGAAAGAGACUAGUGAGAAAAACAUUCGACAUGAUUCAGGAUCUCGCUGAAAGUGAGAACAAGGAGGAUUACAAAAAAUUCUGGGAGAACUUCGGUAAAUUUGUAAAGUUGGGAUGUAUUGAAGACACUGGUAAUCACAAGAGAAUAACCCCACUGCUGAGAUUUUUUUCUUCCAAGAGCGAAGAGGAAUUGAUAAGCUUAGACGACUAUGUUGAGAACAUGGGCGAAAAUCAGAAAGCUAUUUACUAUUUGGCUACUGAUAGCUUACAGAGUGCCAGGACUGCUCCUUUCUUGGAGAAAUUGGUUCAGAAGGGUAUUGAGGUGUUGUACCUCGUUGAACCAAUAGAUGAGGUGGCUAUCCAGAAUCUACAAACAUACAAGGAAAAGAAGUUUGUUGACAUAAGCAAAGAGGAUCUGGAGCUUGAUGAUGAAGACGAGGUGAAAGAUAGGGAAGACAAGCAGGAGUACAAUCUUCUAUGUGAUUGGAUAAAGCAACAAUUGGGUGAUAAGGUGGCAAAAGUACAAGUUUCUAAGCGUUUAAGCUCAUCACCAUGUGUGCUUGUAUCUGGAAAGUUUGGUUGGUCUGCCAACAUGGAAAGGUUGAUGAGAGCACAAACCUUGGGAGACACUUCAACCCUGGAGUUUAUGCGAGGAAGAAGAAUAUUGGAGGUCAACACUGACCAUCCAAUCAUCAAAGACCUAAAUGCUGCAUGCAAAAAUUCACCCGAUAGUUCUGAUGCCAAACGAGCUGUGGAACUGUUGUAUGACACCGCAUUGAUCUCCAGUGGAUUUACUCCUGAUAGUCCUGCUGAGUUGGGUAACAAGAUCUAUGAGAUGAUGACAAUGGCUCUUGGAGGAAGAUGGGGAAGAUUCGAGGAAGACAAGACGGAGGCAUCAGCAGAAGCAUCAACGGAAUCAGAUGCAAGCUCUGCUGAAGUCUCAGAGGCACAAGUUGUCGAGCCAUCUGAAGUUAGGACCGAGAGCAACGAUUAUUGGGAGUGAUUCAUAAACUGUUUGUCUUGUUUAGGCAUUCUUUCUGGCAUGUCAUCAGGUAACUGCCAGAAGAGAAAUAAUUUUUGGUUUUGGUGAGGGGUACAAGAAUGUUAUAGGUGGGGAACUAGAAAUUGUAUUGAAGAAAUUUUGGAUGAACAAUUAUUAGUUGUAGAAUUAGUAAGAUUUGGUUGGCUUUACUUC